This is a messenger RNA of Micropterus salmoides (largemouth bass), 8199 nucleotides long. RefSeq names its product zinc finger protein 444-like. NCBI's taxonomy places the organism in Eukaryota, Metazoa, Chordata, Actinopteri, Centrarchiformes, Centrarchidae. Gene Ontology annotation, cellular component: nucleus. The record is from RefSeq and is a predicted model, not a curated record. The transcript has 4 exons. The coding region runs from base 201 to 1718 and encodes 505 amino acids.
AGGAGGCGACUCUCGCACCUCAGAGAGCCACAGCGUCGUUCAGCCCAUUAAAGACGGCAGACAGUGUGAUUUGCACGCUGAGCUGUUUGCAUGUCACCAGUCACACCUCGGUGUGUGGAUUUGUUCACGCGCGUGCACCGCACAGCAGCAGCCGCCAGCCUCGCGCAUCUGUCCGUCCGAACAGACAGACAGAACUGGCGAUGAUGGCGGACUGCGUUGGCUUUCAAGCGCAAAUCGCCUCGAUUAUAGAGAUACUUGCCAAUUCGGCGGUGGCGGAGAUCUGCAAACUGGUGGACGAUGGCUACGCGGCGCUGCGCUCCCAGAUGGACCAGGAGCGGGAGAAGAGCGAGAAGGAGAACGAUGCCCUGCGGCAGAAACUGCGAGAAAUGGACGUGAAGAUGCGGAGCUACGAGAGGAAGAUGAGGAGACGGAUUCAGCGGGAGGAACUGCACACCGUUCAUUUUAGGCCGCCCGAAGGAUCUGACGACCAUCAGCCUCUGGUGUUGCCUCUCCAUGCUGCCUCUGAAGACAAACCCUUGCAUCGCAUUUCAAAGCUGCUUUUCACUGUAUCACAGCAGGAGGAAACCAAGGUGUUGCCACUGGUGAAGCAGGAGAAAGUGGAGAAAGAUGACUGCAACCUGGACCUAAAGGUGGAGGUCAACAUCAGGGCAGAGUGUGGCCUGUCUGCUGCCCUGGAGCCCAGUGAGGAACCCCCCUCCUGUGAUAUUGUUCUUGACACUGGUGUCUCCACCUCCUCCACCCCCCAGCCCUCCUCCUCCCCAACUGACGCCUCAAUGGACCUGACCUGCAGGCCUCGAGCGAAACGUAAAGCCACCAAGCCUCUGGUUAACAGUUUGACAGUCGGCAGUGGGGGGGUCCCAGCCCCUGAGGCUGCUCGCAGUGACCUUGGAAGGAGCCUUAGAGAUGGUGCUCUAAAACCAGAGAUCCAGACAGAUGAUACUACAGAAGAUGAACUUCAUUCCUCUCAGCUGUCAGCCCCUGUAGCCUCAGAUGAGUCCAGCCCUGAUCGCCUCAACAGCCUGGACCUGGCUUGGAUGCAGGAGAGGGUCAGCCAUCUUGGUGCAGCGUAUGCAGUAGCACAACUGGGUAUAGGGAACUCAGAAACUGGCCACCCCUCUGCCUCCUUCGCCUCGCAGGGAGGAGGAGACAGUCUAGAUGGCCCCCCAACCAUGCUCUUUACAAGUGGCGCUCAUGAAAUGGCUGCUUUUGCUGCCUCUUUCGACAUGGCCGCAGCCGCCGCUGCUGCUGUUGUUGCUGCACCACCUCUUCCACCUGCUCCUCCUACAGCUACAUCUGCCACCACUACCAGCCAGAGGCGGCCUUACAGGAGCGGUGCUGCUGCUGCUGCUGCUAAAGAACCUGUGGUGUGUGCUGUGUGCGGGCGUGUCUUUCCCAGUGCAGCCGCCCUGGAGCUGCACCAACGGGUACACACAGGGGAGAGACCCUACACCUGCCCCCACUGUGGAAAGGGCUUUGCCCAGCCCAACAACCUGCGGGUCCACCUCCUCAUCCACACCGGGGAGAGGCGUUAUCGAUGUACGCUGUGCGGGAAGAGUUUCAUCUCGUCCAGCCACCUGAAGAGGCACCGCACAGUCCACACGCAGGAGAAGCCCUACAGCUGCUCACGCUGUGGACAGUCCUUCAGCCAAAUGUGUAGCGUUCGCAGACACCGUCAGCAGUCCCAGUGUGGCCUGUAGGCUGACUGCUGGAUGAGGUGGAACCUGGCAUCUGGAGGUAAUCCUUGUGUAGUUUGGACUCUGAAGGGUGAAUGAUUGAAAUCUCUUCAUAUGGGAAUUCUAGCAUCUAAUGUAAGCACGAACAAAUUAGAAGCAAGGCUGUAUCCUGGCACACAGUUGCUAUUUGUUCUAGAUCAAAGCAGUAAUAUGGGAUUUUUGUUUUUAGGUUGAUUUCCACUAAAGUCCCCUCAACCUUUUCUUACUCCUUGCUUCAAACUGAGAGAGGAUCCCAGAGUGGACUGUAAAAGACUGCCGGAGACGGUGUUGAUGACACUUAAUCCAUCUAUUUGUUAUCAAAUGAUCUUGUUUGUGACCGACUAUCUGGUUUCUAUAGCUAACACACAUGAUCCAGUGGGAGAGGGUCAUGGCACAGCCAUAAUCAGUGUACCUGGACUGUCCAUUGACCAUCCUGUGAAAUAGAAUGAACAGAACCAUAUUUUGUGCACCCAACAGCUCUCUAGUAUUAGUAUUAAAUAAUAACUUCUGUGACUUCUAAAACCAGAUUCACAUUUUCAGACACUGUUUGUUUUAGGACUGCUGGCACUACAAGAUUUAAUUUCUCACUCAGCAAAGUGUCGAUAUGAAAAGAUAGCAUGUUGCCUCAGUAGAGUUCCCUGGAAGCAGGGGGAACCUGCUAGCUUAGUUAGCCUAGCUAAGUAAAAAGGGAAACCGCUACACAUUCCAACAACUCCAAAACUGUCUUACUAAAAUGUUUUAUGUAGUCAACAUACUUUAUGUAGUAAUGAAAAAGUAGAAGCAGGUUUCUGAGAUGAACAGUGACCUGUUAGGAAAGUCGUGCAACUCGGCAGCCAUCUUGGCAACGCCUCCGGGCAGCUAUUUCGGACUAACAAGACCAGGCUCCUAUCUGAAUGAAUGGGGAGAUAGCCAGAACUGCAGUUUUACUGGUCACUGGGACAUAAAAACUACAUAAACAGAAUCAGCAUUAAAAUCUGAAAUAUGUUUCCCGCUUUGUGCUGUUAAAAGCAGACUACUGGCUUUCUAGCGGGAGGGGUGGGAUAACCGCUAUCUUUGCCGUUACGGGCUUUCCCCAUAGAGUUGUAUUGAGGAUGUGAUUGAGUGGCAUGUCUCCUCUAAAUUGUCUCUGACAGUGAAACACUGCAUUUUAAAGUGCAAUCUUCAUAAUACGGUUGACAUUCUUAAUCACCGUCUUUACUGCCAAUGAACCCAACCUUGAAAUGUCAGUGUUUCCCAGACAUGGAUUUAUUUGUGGCGGCCUGCCACAAUAUCAAUACUGACCGCCCCAUAUUGGAUUUUUUUUUUUACUAUGUAAAAUGGGUAAACUCAUACUUCACACUAGAGCUGCGCGCAGUGCAGAUAUUCGCUCAGCAACCCCUCUCUCUCUCUCUAACACCGUAGCCACUUUCAUAGAGAUCCCAUAAAUGCAGAAAAAAAACCCUGCCAUUAUGCCACAUUUGUUCAUUCAUAUGUUUGCGGUAUAAUCCUGCAGCCAUGUGUGCUUUCCCAUGGUGAUCCGGCUUUUUGAAGCCAGCAUUCAACACUGUAAUCCAACCAGGCAGUCUGAAAGCAAACAUAUAGAGCUGAGGGUGGGCUGAAUAUAGCCUGACUGCUGAACCACCUAGUGGCUAGCCACCUGAGAGGGCACACACCUGUCACUCAAAGCGGCCUGCCCUUAAUUAAGCAUAACUUUAAGCCUUGAUAUAAUUUAGAGGGUUGAGAUAUAUACAGUGCAUCUGGAAAGUAUUCACAGUGCUUGACUUUUUCCACAUUUUGUUAUGUUACAGCCUUAUUCCAAAAUGGACGAAUUUCCUUCAAAAUUCUACAAACAAUACCCCAUAAUGAUAACAUGAAAGAAGUUUGUUCGAAAUCUCUGCAAAUUAAAAAUAAAACGAAAAAAGCGGAUGUACAUAAGUAUUCACAGACUUUGUUGAAGUACCUUUGACACCAAUUAUAGCCUCAAGUCUUUUUGAGAAUAAUGCUACAAGCUAGUCACACCUAUUUUUGGGCAGUUUCUCCCGUUCUUCUUUGCAGGACGUCUCAAGCUCUAUCAGGUUGGAUGGGGAGUGUCUGUGCACAGCGAUUUUCACAUCUCUCCAGAGAUGUUUAAUUGCGUUGAAGUCUGGGCUCUGGCUGGGCCCCUCAAGGACAAUCACAGACUUGUCCUGUAGCCACUCUUUUGUUAUCUUGGAUUUGUGCUUAGGGUCAUUGUCCUGUUGGAAGAUGAACCUUCGCCCCAGUCUGCUCUGGAGGUCCAGAGCACUCUGGAGCAGGUUUUCAUCAAGGAUGUCUCUGUACAUUGCUGCAUUCAUCUUUCCCUCAUCUUGAUCUGACAAGUUAUGUAUCGUAUUGACCAGGUGAUGAGCAGCGCCUGGUUUCCUCCAGACAUGACGCUUACCAUUCAGGCCAAAGAGUCAAUUAAUCUUCAAUCUUUGUUUCAUCAGACCAGAGAAUUUUGUUUCUCAUUAUCUGAGAGCAAACUCCAGACGGACUGUCAUGUGCCUUUUACUGAGUGAGGAGUGACUUCCGUCUGGCCACUUUACCAUACAGGCCUGAUUGGUGGAGUGCUGCAGAGAUGGUUCUCCUCUCUACACAGAGCUCUGUCAGAGUGUUCUUGGUCACCUCCCUGACUAAGGCUAUGCUACCCCGAUCUCUGUUUGGCCAGGCGCCCAGCUCUAGGAAGGGUCCUGGUUAGGGAUCAAAACCCGAAAAUGUGUGAUCUUAUCGAUACUGCUAUCGAGACUAGCGGGUCCUACAACGUAACGUUAUGUCUCGAGAGUCAAAUCUGAUUUAACUUGGCAUGACGGUAUAUCGGUAUAAUGAGGUAUACAUAUAUAAUUUCAAAAGAGCGUUUAUACCGUAUAGUUUAAUGUUGAGUUAAUUAUGUUUCCGUAACAUCUUGCCAGCGUUUGCUCAUCUUUCUCCCUCACCGCGCAGCCCCGUCCCUCCCUCCGUCUACUCAAACUCUUUAACACCAUGGAGGGAGACAGUGCCGGAAGACCUGGCUUGUGAAAAGAAAAACGGUUCAGUCCAUACACAUACACUUUACUUCAGCGGGUCCCGCAGGUAUAUUAAUGACCACCCAGGUGUAUUUGGCGACACAUUGUAGCAUUUUUCAGAGAAACAGAGUUAUUACGUAAAUAAGUCGUGGCCGACACAAUGUACCAUAAAAUUUUAAUUAAUUGCUGAGUCGCCUAGCCCGUUUCCUGGCCUGGUGUGGGAACACAUUUUGACAAAUAAACGCAGGUCCCCAUUAAACGCCUGGUCUGGCUUUUAUAGAAGUUCUUUGGAUGUAUAAAACCUCUUAAACCCCGUGGGGUCACCCGCUUUAGCUGCUUAAAUCGUUAAUACAAAUAUUAAUGUUUAAAGGUAUUAUCAAUAGCCUAUUUCAGUAUGAACAUCGUUACAUCGGUUAGAUUCUGCACAAUUCAACAGUUAAUUUAAUGGAAACAAGUCCCAAAGUCUAAUUCUUAUAGAUUUACCUGUGUAACCAGCAUGGUACAAGAGAUUUACAAAAAGAACUCCCGUUACCUAUGAAGCACUCGUUAAGUCCAAAUGUGUCCGUUCCUUGAUUAUCAUCUUCCUUUAGUCUGGAAGGGUCCACCCAUCAAAAGAAUCAAAACAGCUUUUCAGAAAAAUUUAUCUAAGUUGUGAAUCUUGUCAUGUGAAGUCCAUCGCUCUCUGUCUACUAACUUGUCUCAUCCUGCUCCAUGUUGUUGUUUGUUAUGUUGCUGCCUUCAAAAUAAAAGUGCAUAAGCAGUCUGUAGGAGCUAGAUCAAAUGAAUGACUUGUAUUUGAUCAUUUUUAUACAAGUAAUAUUCUGUUUAAAAUAAACUGUUUCUUAGUAGCCUAUUUCAGUUUUGUGCAGGAAUUAAAGGCCCCUCCCAUAUGGACUCCUGUCCAAAAUAUAGGCAGGGUCAAUUCAGUGAUUUUAGCAAAUAAUAGCCUAGGCUAUUAAUCAAAGUUUUACGGUAUGUUUUACAAGCGCGGACCAGGUAGAGCGACAGUGAACACACCAGUCAGAUGUCAUUUGUUAGCUACCACGUAAGUUUUGUUUUGAAAGGCUACAUCGUCAACAUGCCUCCUCAACAUGCAGCGCAGCUGCUGCUGUGAACGGAAUCGUGGGUGGAAAAGUCCAGAAGAGAAGUUCUGGUUUUUUUUGUUUUUUUCCCCCUGGCGACUUGAUAUAACGUAGCUUACUACUGAUGGAAAAAGUCACCAGAGCAAACAUACAGGGAGAGAGAGCCGGAAAGAAGCGGGGCACGCUGACGUAUUUGCAGCAGAGGUAUGUUAGGUCUGUGAGUGUUAAGAGAACUGAAGGAGACGGAUUCAAUCAAGGGAGUGAAACAAGCUACUACAAAUAGUAGAAACAUGCCGGCUGACUGAGUUUUUCAUUCGAUCUAAACAUCACUCAGUAUUGUGGUGUCAGAUAUUGAGUUUAUAGUGACUUUGCUGUUGUAAACAGUGUUGCUGCUCUAGAAACAACAUUUAGUUGUAUUUAAAAUAUUCAGUUUUAAUCCUAUAAUUAAUAGAAAAACAACCAGGCAACUAAUAUGCACACUUCAGUAUUAGUUUAUUUAUUGCAAGUCAUAUGUCAUCUCAAUCUAAAACAAUGUUAUCGCACAUUGAAUAUUUUCCUCAUGCCUUGCAGGCCUAGCUCAUGCCCGUUGGGACUCGGAUCGUUAAGCGGUCUCAAUAAUGGUCAGUAUCAGUAUCAAUAAAAAUUAACAAUCCCCAUCCCUAGUCCUUGUUGUUCCAACCUUUACAGAUGAUGGAGGCCACUGUGCUCAGUGGGACCUUAAAUGCUGCAGAAAUUUUUCUGUACCCUUCCCCAGAUCUGUGCCUCGAUACAAUCCUGUCUCAGAGGUCUACAGACAAUUCCUUGGACUUGGCUUGCUUUGUGCUCUGACAACUUAACUGUGGGAUCUUUAUAUAGACAGGUGUGUGCCUUUCCAAAUCAUGUCCAAUCAACUGAAUUUACCACAGGUGAACACAAAUCAAGUUGUAGGAACAUCUCAAGGAUGAUCAGUGGAAACAGGAUGCACCUGAGCUCAAUUUUGAGUGUCACGGCAAAGGCUGUGAAUACUUAUGUACUUGUGUUCUUUUUGUUUUUUAUUUUUAAUACAUUUGCAAAGAUUACAAACAAACUUCUUUCACAUUGUCAUUUUAGAGUAUUGUUUGUAGAAUUUUAGGAAAAUAAUGAAUCUCAUCCAUUUUGAAAUAAGGCUAUGUGACUACUUUCUGGAUGCAUUGUAAAAGUUCACCCACCACACAGCUGAGUCAUAAAGGGGGAAACUGGCUGUUGAGAUGUAUUGUACCAGGCUGUAACAUGUUUAUUUCUGCUGUAAAGUUGGACCUAACAUGGAGGUCUAUGGGGAUUGACUCGCUUUUGAAGCCAGCCUCAAGUGGCACUUCCGCGUUGGCUUAAUUUUUUAGCCCAGAUGUUGCUACUCGGAUACAACAUAAAGAUAGAACAGGUUUUGACUUCUUGCACUUGUCUUUUUAUGAUGGAGCUAGCUAACAAGCUAACUGCUUCCGCCUGACUGUAGUCUUUGUGUUAAACUAGACUAACCACGCCUGGACCUGGUCUCUGAACUGUAUGGUCAGAAAUGGUGUGUCCAACACUUCAUUUAAAGCACUUUAAAUUUUCCCAUAACUCUAUAUCAAAGUCGUGGGCAAAAUUUGGAUGCAGUGCUGAUACACAAUUUGUUUUUCCUGAUGUAUUUAUCACACAUCAUCCACUGUUAAUUUUAUAAUAAAUGCUUGUUUAUUUGACAGGGACAAAUGCAUGAGACAUUGCUUCAUAAAAUACACAGAGUAGAUGCCAUGCAUACAGGUUUCUAGUCAUGACUAAUUUUCAACCCUUGUCCUUGGUUAGGCUUAUGUUACUUAUAUUGCUACAGUAUCAUUAAUGAUUCUCAAGGCACCCUAGUGUUGGAUAGUAAAUGUUGGCACUUUACAUCUUGUAGUGCAGGCCUGCACCUUCUUGUUCAUGAUUACAUCUGUCACACUGAUUGUCAGAACAUUUAUUCACUCGUCAUUUCUCAAGAAUAUUGGGGAAGAUGUAAUAUGCUGUUGUCCAGAAGAUUACCUCUAGGUUUAUUUCCAGAAUUGGGCUGUGAAACCUGAAUAUAUUAUUUUUUUAAGGUAAAAGCUUAAUUGUUGCAGGCCUGCAAUGUUUUAACCUCCCUUCCUCAACUUUUUACAGGUUGAAACCUGAGGUGUAACUAAAAUUUUUUUAAAUGUCAAUCAUACAAUUCAAGGACUGCAAAAAGGACUGUAAAAAGAUGUUAAGUAAAAACAUAUAUCAGAGCGUCGUGUUUGUAUGUGUAGGUGUUUGGAUGUAAUUGGCACUAGCUGUAGGUUGCACAGCUAAAACAAAUAUUUUGCCUUUUAGUAUUAUUUCAUGAAAUGUUCCAGUGUUUUAAAAUCUAUGGGUAUCAUUAAACAUGUAAAUGGUUUGCAA